AUGAUGCGUCCACCAUACGUGACUUGUGCGGUAGAAAUGAAAACAAAAGAAGUUUGCGUGUGGAGCGCUGGAGCUGCCCUGGUAUCUCGAGACUCUUGGGGAAGAUGGCAGCUGCUUGGCGUAGGUGUGCGAGGGCCAGGAUGCGGGGCACCCUCACGGUAUCUUGACAUGAUGAGUUAUUAUCCUUGGAUUGAAAACAGCCUCUCUAAAUUCAGGGAAUUCACCAUUUCCAAAUUAAAUCCUCAUAAAUAUGUAUUACGAUAUGCAGCACAUGAAACUAGUGGCGGCAUUUCUCCAGAGCUAGUAGGAAAACGAUUAUUUGAAAGGUUUGGUGCUUGUGAUGCAGAAGAGAAAGAAAAUUUAUUAUACAGAGAAGUCAUCAGCAUGCGUACUAAUCACCAAGAUGAACAAAGUGUGAAAUAUAAUCUCACGAUUACGGAAAACGUAGAGUUUACCUGCUUAACAGUAGAACUAAUAAAUGCAUCCGCCACUUCAGAAAUGCGUAUUAUACACGAAUGUCCUAGAGCAGCGGGAGGCGCAAGUUGCUACAGACAUCAAAGCUCAGAAUUUGAAUUAUCAAUAAUCAUAACAUUUGGGGACACAUGUCUUUUUGAGUUAGCAGCAUGGGGUCACAAAGUGUCAAUGGAUUUCUUAGACAUCCACGAGUGGAAAUGGCGUGAAGGUGAAUACUAUCCGGACUUUAAUAUGCAAAAAGUCGAAUAUCGUGGAACAUCGGAUAUGACAGGGUUCGGCUUUGAACCACUUGAUAGAAGCGAGUGGGUACCAGAGUAUGAUUUAUGGACCACUACUUUACGUCAGGAGCCUAGUUCAACAGUCCCACCCUUAUAUUGUGAAUUCAAUUUAAUCGAGGUUGGAAUGGCUAUAACAUUUGAGUUUUUAUUGUUCUUAUAA
Molecule: messenger RNA, 912 nt
Organism: Arctia plantaginis
Lineage: Eukaryota; Metazoa; Arthropoda; Insecta; Lepidoptera; Erebidae
Source: the annotation of a GenBank genome assembly